ACCGCGGGGCCAGCGGCGCCGCAGCCUGGGCCGGCCGAGCUUCGCCGCUCCGGCUCGCGCCCCGCCGGCCUGUCGCCGAGUCGGCGUUGCGGGCGGCCCGGCUCUGCUCGGGAUUGCUGUGCUAUGCCUUGUAUGACAAAAGUCCUCUCACCAAGAAUACUUUUGCCUUGACACCUGUGGACGGUCAGACUGUAAAAACACUUUGCUAAGGAGUGCUAAAGUGGCAAUGAAACAGCCCAACAGAAAGAGGAAGCUUAGUAUGGAUUCCAAAGAGCAUUUGAAUCAGGAUGGAUGCUUGGAGCAAGCUGAAGAAGAAAAGAAGCCCAGGGAUGGUGCCACCCCAUUGAGUCACGUCCCCUCAGUGGCUGCACAGGAAGCUUGGUCUUGGGAGCAGUACUUGACGGAACAGAAGGCUAUAGCGGCACCCGUGGAACUAUUUUCCAAGGACCAAUCCUUUCCGGAGCACGAAAAUGGUUUUCAGGUUGGAAUGAGAUUAGAAGGCAUUGACCCCCGACAUCCAUCUGUAUUCUGUGUACUGUCUGUAGCUGAGGUGUGUGGUUACCGCCUAAGACUUCAUUUUGAUGGUUAUUUAAGCUGCUACGAUUUUUGGACCAAUGCUGGUUCCCCUGACAUUCAUCCAGUAGGGUGGUGUGAAAAGACCAAACAUGAAUUGCACAUCCCUAAGGGUUAUAGAAAAGAUAAAUUUGUUUGGAUGGAUUACUUGAAGGCCUGCAAAUUGCAAAAUGCUCCCAAGAAAUUAUUCAGAAACCGGAGUUCUAAUGGGCCAAUGCCUAAAGAAUUUCAGGUUGGAAUGAAGCUGGAGGCCGUCGACAGGAAGAACCCUUCCUUGGUGUGUGUGGCAACCAUAGCAGAUAUUGUUGAAGAUCGCUUACUAGUGCAUUUUGACAAUUGGGAUGAUAGUUACGAUUACUGGUGUGAUGUAAAUAGCCCUUAUGUCCAGCCAGUUGGUUGGUGUCAGGAGAAUGGAAGAACUCUGAUAGCACCCCAAGGUUAUCCUGAUCCGGAAAAUUUUUCCUGGACAGAAUAUCUGGAAGCUACUCAAACUAAUGCUGUUCCUGCCAAAGUUUUUAAAAUGCGGCCACCCCACGGUUUUCUGCCCAGCAUGAGGCUUGAAGCGGUGGACAGACGGAACCCCAGGCUAAUUCGCGUGGCUACAGUCAUCGAUGUGGAUGAGCAGCGGUUAAAGGUUCAUUUUGAUGGCUGGGACCACAAAUAUGACUACUGGAUGGAUGCAGACAGCCCUGACAUCCACCCAAUUGGAUGGUGUGACAUAACAGGGCAUCCCCUGGAAGUACCAUAUCGAGCAAAUGAUGUGAAAAUCCUUCCAGGUCAAGCUGUUUGUCCUACUCCAGGGUGCCGAGGAAUAGGCCAUAUCCGUGGUCCACGGUAUUCAGGACAUCACAGUGCUUUUGGCUGCCCGUAUUCCGACAUGAACUUGAAAAAGGAGGCAACUCUUCAUGACCGUCUGCGAGAACAGACACAGGCAAAUUUGGAAUCUGACUCUUCACAUUCAAGAUCAAAGAACCUCUGUAGUUUGAACUUCAACGGAAAACACGAGAAGGUGAACAGUCAGCCCAGACUUGUACAGCAGGCAAAGUGUUUGAAAAUCAAAGGAAAAGAAGAUAUUGACUUGGAUAAUCUCUUCAGAGCUAAUGGAACCGUCAGGCCCAGCUCUUGCCCACGGAAAAGCCUCCUCUGGCCUCCAUUGCCAAGGUGAUGAAACAGCAGUGCAUGGGGCGCAGACCCCAGCACGCCUGAGAAAGCUGCAUGGGUGUGUGCGCCCCACAGAUGCCUUUCCUGGGCUUUCAUCCAACUCUGUGUUUCUCGGGUAUUUUAGCCCGGACCUGUUUCAUACAUGAAAAUCUCCUGCUCCCUUUAAUGGAAAUCGAAAAUGCAAAAUAACUGAAACAGCGUUGCUUGGAAUAAAUGGAAUCAUUGCACGGCCCCCUCCCUUUCCAUGCUCCUCGCCAACCUUGGCCCCUUAGGCUUACAUUUUCCUGUUUCUCAACCUCUCUUUCAGUUUUACUGUGCUUGUUCUCACAGUGUCAGAUGUGUCUUUUGAGUCCCCCCUGCUCGCUCUGCUCAGUUCUAUGUCUGCAGAAGUGUGAGGCCUUAGUGACACGGGCGAGACGAUUGUCCAGACUUGAGCGAAAACGCAAAGCUACGUACUCGCUGGAUUGCCUAAGAACGUAUUUGCUUUACCUUCUUCACCUUGACUGAAUUCUGAGUACUUAUUCUUCUUAUUUUCAUAAAUAAGAAAGGCCAUCUUCUAAGUAGCUUUUCAAAAAUAGCCUAUCCGUGAUGUGUUGAAUUUUUUUAAAAAACAAGUUCUGGAUUCUGCCUUCAGCAUUCACUCCCCAGGACCGUAAAGCUGGAGCCUCGUGGAACGCACAGGGGUGAGAAGUUGGGACUUCAUCAAAUCCAAUGAGCCUACUGCUGUUUUAUUUUAGAAGCCCUUGAUUGCAUCUCUACCUUGCAGUACCCCUGCAUGGCGUGGUCACCCCUGAAGAAAGCACAGAUGGUGACUGUCAGGCCAUGCAUCAAACUCAGAGCCCUCCUGGAUGCAUUUGUUUUCUCUGGCUGGUGUUGGGAAUUCAGCUAUUUUCCAACCAUUUUUAAAUUAGCCUUAAAUCUGCUUUUGAAAAACCACAUUUCUGGAUGCACCCUCUUCUCAUAAUAACAAAGUCUCACUGAAUCAGAAUGAUGAAAGAGAAGCGUAUCUUAGUUGAGGGAAGACACCUGAAUGUGAGCUGUUUGUAAAGGCCUGUAAAGGUGUGCCAUCUAAAUGUACAGUAAGAUCAUGAUUUUCUUUGUGGAAGAGAAAACUGACUAUUUCAAGGCAAUUCCAAAGAGCAAAACCGGGGCUAAUGGAUAGAGGUUCAAGGAGGCACUGUUACUUCAACCUAAGGAAAGCCCAGCGUGCAUUCAUGGCCGUGCUGGGGCAGAGCGAUUUACCGCAUGGCAGGUGACACUGCUACUGGAGGUGGCGGGGAGGAGAUGGGCUCCUGCCUCAGGAGAAACCCAGAAACCCAGACCCCUUGCCCUCCAAGGGGCCAGCUCAGCGCCAAGUCUGAGCCCACACUGCCAGGAUCCAAAUCCUGCUCCUCCUACUCAUUAACUUUGUAACCUCACGCAACUUACUUAACCCCUCUCUGCCUCAGUUUCCUCACCAUAAUGGGGGUGAUAACUUUGAGGAAUUAAUAUUUAGAGAAAAAAAACUUGUAAGUUAGAGCAAUGAGUUGCAGGUACAUAGUAAGUGCCGUAUGACUGUUAAAUGUAACUAAGGAAAAGAUUUUCUAGGAUGUCCAAAAGACACCAAGGAAGAUCUUUUCUGAAUGCCCCCUUGGUACUAAGCAGUAAACAAGAUGGACACAGGCCCAGAAUCCACACAGCUCACAUCUUGUGCUGGAGAAAGUCAGGUACCCAGCCCACAGCCUGGAGAGGGCUCCCAUGACAGAAGCCUGAAGCAGGGGCUUACUGUGGUCCCUAGAAGCCAGGGAAAGGGCUGCGGGACCAGGACCAGGGAGGUGAGGGAGAUGUUGGGCUUGUGUUCCUAGAAGAGGAAGAGGGAUGAACGGGGGCAGCUGGGGCCUGAUCUUCCUACCAGUAUCCUCAGCUGCUGCUGGCAUUUUGAGGCUCUGCUGAUUUGCUUUAGAGCCAUGAUUCUUUACAGCCGCCAACUCGUUCAUUCAUUCAUUCAUUCAUUCACUUAACUUUAUUAAUAGGUGAGCGUCUAUAAUUUUCUAGUGCAAAACAUAUUUUU
Molecule: messenger RNA, 3784 nt
Organism: Neofelis nebulosa (Clouded leopard)
Lineage: Eukaryota; Metazoa; Chordata; Mammalia; Carnivora; Felidae
Gene: L3MBTL4
Product: L3MBTL histone methyl-lysine binding protein 4
Exons: 17
Coding region: 227-1738 (503 amino acids)
Biological process (GO): regulation of DNA-templated transcription
Cellular component (GO): nucleus
Molecular function (GO): protein binding; zinc ion binding
Source: RefSeq, a predicted model, not a curated record